Lactuca sativa (garden lettuce) is the source of this 1325-nucleotide messenger RNA. Lineage: Eukaryota; Viridiplantae; Streptophyta; Magnoliopsida; Asterales; Asteraceae. The record is from RefSeq and is a predicted model, not a curated record.
CUACAAAAUCUGAUUGCUAUUACUGACACUGACAUCAACCUCCUUCCGAUAACCUCUUUUCCCCCAAUAAACCACACCUCUAUCAUCAUCACCGUCGUCACAUGGCCGCUGAAUCCAUGUCGCUAUUCAGCCUGGAUCGUAUGUAAUCACAAGAAUCUUAUCUUCGCCACGCUUAUUCUCCCGUUUCCGUGUCAUAUUUUCAUAUCCCCUCUUCAUGUUCUGGGAUUCAUCCAUUUUAUUAAGCAGAGGGUCUUUUCUGUACUCGAAUGAAAGUGCUCUUGUUGGACGAGUAAGAACUGUGAAGGUUAUCAAUGUUUCCUUAAGUGCUUCCGAGCAAGACAUCAAGGAAUUCUUUUCGUUUUCUGGUGAUAUUGAAUAUAUUGAGAUGAAAAGUGAGAAUGAGCGAGCUCAAAAUGCAUUCGUCACUUUCAAGGAGCCUCAAGGUGCAGAGACUGCAGUUCUACUCUCGGGAGCAACUAUAGUUGACCAAUCUGUUACCAUUGUUCUUGCACCAGAGUACACUCUCCCUCCUUUUACAACUACACUUUCAGAUCAACAAAACACCGCAACAGGGGGGCAAGGUGUGGGAGCUGCUGAAUCUGCUGUUCAAAAAGCAGAAGAUGUUGUGAGCAGUAUGUUGGCAAAAGGUUUCAUACUAGGAAAAGAUGCAGUAAACAAAGCCAAAUUGUUUGAUGAGAAAGUCCAGUUUACAUCAACAGCUGCAGCAAAAGCAGCUACAAUAGAUCAGAAGAUUGGUCUAACUGAGAAAAUCAACCUGGGGACAACAUUAGUGAAUGAGAAAGUGAAAGAGAUGGAUCAGAAGUUUCAGGUGUCUGAAAAGACAAAAACGGCCUUUGCGACUGCAGAGCAGACUGUAAGUGUUGCGGGAUCUGCCCUUAUGAAGAACCGGUAUGUGCUGACUGGGACCGCCUGGGUCACCGGAGCUUUCAGCAGGGUGACGAAAGCCGCCGGAGAAGUGGGACAGAAGACCAUGGAGAAGGUGGCGGUGGAAGAACAGGCGGCUGGAAUGGGAACCACCAGGACUACUCAUCAAGAACCACCGCCUACUUCUACACACCCUGCUACUAGUUGAACAAGAGCACCACAUGAUCAGGUCUUGUUGCUUCAGUCAAGUGUUAGGCUGUAGAUUAUGCAGGAUUUAUGGAUUUUAUUAUUAUGAAUUUUCUGUUUUUUUUUUUCAUGGUUUUAUUGGUUUAGGAGUUGGUAUAUGGAAAAAAACACAAGUAGUUGCUUGAUAUGUUUAAUCGUAUAAUUUGUUUACAUUUUUAUAUUUUAGCAAUAUAUGUUGUAUAAAUAAUCCUCCA